Molecule: messenger RNA, 3009 nt
Organism: Drosophila santomea
Lineage: Eukaryota; Metazoa; Arthropoda; Insecta; Diptera; Drosophilidae
Exons: 4
Coding region: 1212-2948 (578 amino acids)
Source: RefSeq, a predicted model, not a curated record
AGCCUUUUAGUUGAACUCAUUUGCACUCAGCUCCGCGAUUAUCGCGAAUGCAGUUGCAGUCGACUUUUUUCUUUGUUUAUAGCGAUCGACAAAAAGGAAAACAUAUGUAUGUACAUACAUGCAUAAAUAUACAUACAUUCAGCUUGACAUUAAGUUUACAAACGGAAAUAUUCCCGAGACCUUCCAUUGAAAGUUCAGCAGUUACACAGGUAAAUAAACUUACACACACAUAUGCAAGCUAUAUUUCUUCCGGUUGUAAUUUGCGUGUGAGGUUGCAUUAAUGAAUAUUGGACAGCUUUUUAUGCCUUUCCAUACCAAAGAGUAUUUUUACAUUUGGUGUUUAAAAUUACAAAAGCUACGUUAUUUUCCACUCACAAACAAACAAGCACAAACGCAGCAACAAGCACACAUACAAAAAUAAAACGAACAAACUUUUCCAGAAAGGUCCACUCUAAUGGAAUUCUCUUCUCUCUCGCUCUCUCUCUUUAUUUACCGGCUUUUUAAAUUGCGUUGUUGAUAUUUGGUAAACAAUAAAAUAGACUCGAUCAGGUGGUUUUGCUAUAGCUAUGCUGAAUAUUAAUGAAAACGUUCAAACUUUUUGACAAUCGAAAUUCCAAGACAUGUCUGUGUAAAUAAGCAUUUGGUGGUUAGUCAUAAAUAUGGCUUAUCUCUAUCAAAAUUGCACUUUGUAUGAAUCAUUGAUCUUUCUAAAAAGUUGGUCUCCAAAACGUCGAACAAAGAGCACAUCUUCUUCUGGGAAGAGAAUCAUAUUGCACACUUUCACCGCGAAAAAAAACGAAUUUGUGGCAAACAACAAAAUCAGGGAUUAUGCAUAAAUGAAUGGAGAUGGAACCCAGCCAGCAUCGCAUGGGAUCGUAGUACUGGUAGCUACAUGGAGAUAUGGAGAUGGUGCUAAUUGCCGCGGCACUUGGUGGCGGAUGAACCGUUAAACCGUCGAAACUGGAGCACUGGCCCAAUAACGAUGAUGCACGCGGCCCACGGAUUAGCACCUUUCAACGAGACACUACGGACGGACUACGGAUGUUCUAGAUACCCAAAACGUCGCCAUUAGCACCAUCGCCGGGCGGAGUUUUUCUGGAGCAGCAUUUGGGGAUCUUCGGUUAGUUGUCGACUUAACUCCGAGCCAACUGGCCGUGCGGUGUGUGCUGAACAGGAUUCUGAACAAUAGAAACAAUAGUGCCAAACGGAUAAUGUCUUCCUACGAAAAAAUGCCGGCGAAGCCACCGCGACGCCUCUCACCCAUUUGGUUUCUGGUGAUUACGUUCCUACUCUUUGCCACCACCUUAACGGCGGUGGCCGUGAUCGAAGCUGGACGGGCACAGAGCAACGCCGGUGGGGAAAGCGAUCUCCUGAUCCUCACGCGCAUGUGGAAUCACUUUAGGGCCGGUGCCGAAAAUGAUACGGAAAUUGCCACGGUGGAGCGAAUUGCUAGGGAUGCCGGAAAUGCUACCAAUCCGAGUGCAUCCGCAUCGCAGCAGGGCAGAAACUUCUACGAGGAGCAGCAGGCGGUGGUGGUGAAUGCAGAGAGCAUGGAUUCACCGGUGUUGGGACAACGCCAGGAUGCCUACGGUCCGCCGCAGAGUCGCGAGGAUUCCUACGAGCAGGAUCCGUACUACGAUGUGGCCGAUGACUACGGACCCGAACGCUAUCCAAGUGCAGAGUCUAAGCAAGAGUCGGAGGAGGAGGAUCGCUUCUAUGAUAGGGAAGGCACGGACGAGGGCCGGGCCCAUCAGGCACGUCCCUACGAUUCCUUCUACGCCCCUUGGGCGCACAAACAGCAGCAGCCAGCUCCAGUGGCUACUCAUCCCGCGGCGGAGGGCAACAAUCGGAAGCUCCAGGCGCCUUCAUCGCCCAAUAGAUCGCCUUAUCCCGCCUACGAUGAGAUGUACGAUUACCCCAUGGGCUUCCAGCCGCGUCCUCAUCCGGAAACCGAGUUGGCCAAGCAAUCGCAGCCCGUCUCCGACAAUGCAGUUGUUCAAGUUCAGAGUGAAUCCACUUUGGUCACCGUGCUGAAGAGCCUCAAGCAGAUCUGGGAUCUAUACCAGGCACUGAUGGGUGCUUGGAACGCGGUCAGCGAACGCCAUCAGCAGAGCACGGAGAAGUUCCGCCUGGAGCAGGCGGCGAAGAAGGCCGAGAAGGAGCAACUGCGUCAGCAGCAGCAGCAGCAGCAGCAGCAGCAACAAAAGACCAGGAUAAACUCCAAGAAGCCACCGCGUAUGGAGGGUAACAAAAAGAACCAGAACAAAAAGCCGACCACAACGACAACUAGGGCUACCAAGUCUACGACGACCGCUGCUCCAGAAGCCUCUAAUGAGGAGGAGGAAGAGGAAGACGAGGUUAAGGAACAGCCGCAGAAGACAGUGGAGAAAGUUGAGACAGUCACACCUUCGGCUCCAGCCACCAAAGUGUCGGCACUCAAGGGCGAAAAGGGAAAUCUGAGAUCUGUGCGUGGACUGCGCCAAAGACGCGAUGCCGACGCGGAGGAGAAGGCGGACAUGGAUGUGGGCGAGGGUCGCUAUAUCAAGGGUGAUCCUCUCAAGGGAUACUACGAUUUCGUCAUCACGGAGGGCUCCUACAAGUUCUGGGCCGUCUUUCAGGUGGGCACAGCUCUGCUGAUCAUCUACUCGACGUUCGCUGCCAUUUACUAUUCCAAGGUGAAUCCGCUAACCAGUGACUAUGAUUACACGGAUUAUCUGGGCGGAGUACGUUCUUUGUCCGGCGGAGAUGCGGAUUUCGUGGACGACGGCGAUGCAGCGACACCGCCCGUUUCGACCACUUCCCGCAUCAUGGAGUGGCUGCCACGGACGGCGCACUCCCUCCAGUUCAUACUGGAUGCCAUCGACAAGGUGCCAGUGGAUCAUGACAAGGACAAGGAGCUCGGAUGGUCCACGGCGAAAACGGAUACGCCUCCGGUGGAAAUGAGAUAGGGAACUGACUACCAUAUGCGAUAUUUGUUAAGGAAAAUAUAAUAAUGUUGAAGAUAAACUC